CUACUGUAGACUGCACUGUAGAGUAUAGACUAGUCGGCAAGUCUAUAAGAAAUUAAAGCAUCUGGUUAUCAUAUAAUUUUUAGUUUUCACUUUUCAUUUUCAGUGUUCGGGAAAAAACUGGAAUCGUGAUAAAAUAACAUCGGUUAUGCAAAAUUAAAUAGUUUCUUUUUUCUGCUCUUGGCAGUUAACACAGUAAUACCUAAAAAUCGAUGAAAAGAAAUGAAACGAAAAGCAAUAACUUUUCUAAAAAAAAAUAAUGGUAAUUACUAUUUGUUGGCAGACAUAUUUUAUCUUGAAAAAAGUUUAUAAAUAUAGAAGGCUUGGUUGUUGUCUACCCUCUUCUACAGCAACCUCCUUGUUUUGUGACUAACAAAAAUAAUAAGCUUCGUUGUUUGCAUUGCAUAUAUUAUAUUAUGUUUUUUUUUUUUAUUAAUUGAAUUUUCAAGUCAUACGUCGUCGUUUACAUCUGAGACUCGAACAUUUUAUUCAAAAGAAAUAAUGAAAAUCGUGUUCAAUUGAAUUAAUAUUCAUCUACUGUGCUAAACUGUGAGAUUAUAUUAUGUUAUUUUACAACUUCAACCUCAUCAAUGAAAAUCUAUCUAGCAUGUUUAACAAUUGAGUAAUAAAACAAACAAAAUAAAAAUCAAAUGUCUGAAUCAUGAGGAAAAAGUACAAUCUACAAUGGAAUUAAUGUCUUUCAAUCGGUUUUCGAAUGUUUGUUCUCUUUCCAACAUCAUCAUUUUUUUGCAACAAAGAAGUAAGGAACAAAAUAAAAACACUGUGUCUUUUAUUUAGUAAUAAUAAAAAUUAAAAGUACUGUUAGUCAGUGAUUUUUUAACUUAUGGCAAAGUGUAGAAGGCAGAUACCGUGGAUUACAAUCAUUAGCCAUGUCGCGACUAGUAAUAUCACCUUCAACAUCAACACCUUUCUAUUAUGUUUAACUAAAUUUUGAUGUGCGAAGCAAAAGAUUAUGAUUAUGAAUUUGUAAUAAAUUAUUAGUAGAGCGCGAUUAAUGGUGAAUGCAAAAGAAUGUAUGGAGCGCAAAGUACGUAAACAGAAAGAUCUCUAUGCAUAUAAGAACAUCUAUACUAGAAUAUCCGCGUAUCUCCAGAAUAAAAAAUAUUAAUCUUAAAAUGAAACCACUUGAAAACAAGUUGUUUGUGUUCAAAGUAAGAACGAAUUCUAUACCUGAUGGUCAGCAAGCUCAGAAAUUUUAAAUAAUUACUGCAAGAAAAUAUUUCAAAAGAACUAGUCGUAGUAAAACAAAUAAAUGUGCUACAUUUGAAAAUAUUUACUAACUUGCAGUAAACUUUGUUACAACCUUUACUCAAGACAUAUUUGUAUGAAGAAAAAUAAACUUUGUUAUAAUAAAAUUACAAACCUGAAUUAAAUAAAUUUAAAGUAGAAAAACAAUUGGAUCUCAGUAGAAUAAAACAUAGAACUAAACAUCGUUUCAUAAAAUUAAAAUGAGUGGAAGUAAAGAACAAAGACCGCUUACAGGCAAGGCACAAUGUAGUAGUAAUUCCAAUAACGGUGGAACUACUAUGAAUUCCAAGUCUUCCUCAAAUAGUCCUGUCCAUAUGCGACAUUUUAAUUCACCACUGGCAAGAAUGCGCCCGCAAUCUAAUUAUUCAGCUAGAGUACUAGUAUUUGAUGACUCUGAUCAAGAGAAGCCAUCACCGCCAUCGAAAAGUUUGGCAGAUAGUUCUGGAACAUUAACUGGGACCUCACCAUCGUCAUCAUGUGCAUUUGCGGGUAACAAGAAAGGUAGCAGUACACUAGGAACUAAACCUUACAUUGGCUCAAGUAUAGACUCAGAAGCAUUGCCUUCCAAAUCGAAAGAUCUAACGUCCUCGUUAAGAAAUUUGGCAAAAUCAUCAUCGAGUGGAUUAUCGGGAAGUUCGCUUUCACUACCUGGUCGGGAUUAUAGCGCUAUUUUGCGUAAAAUUUCAUACCAACAUCAAUAUUCCCUUCGUUCUUCGUCAAAUGAUACCUCCAACCUUACUCGAGUUCGAAACUUAAGCUUAGGCAAAUCUGCACCAAAUUUGUCAAGUUCUUACUUCAAAGAACAAUCUUCAGGAAAUGUUAGAAAACAUAAUGCCGUAUCUAUACGUUCUGGAGCUAGUUCUUGCAGUAGUGGAGUAGCCCAUCAUCGCCUUAGUUUGGUGCCUGGCGUUGGUAACACAUCACCAAGAUCUCAUUCUCCAUUUUCUGCAAGUCCCAUAGAUAGUCCGCGAAUAAAUUCACCAAUGCAAUUUGCGUUUGCUCCUAUUAAAAGAAUAUCAAGUUGUCGGGGAGAUGGUCGACGUUGGUCAGUAGCAUCUUUACCAUCAUCUGGAUAUGGUACAACGCCUGGUAGUUCAAAUCUUUCGUCACAGUGCUCCAGCCAAGAACGUUUGCAUCAGCUGCCAAAUAUUCCUACCAGUGAUGAACUUCGAAUCCUCACACAUCAAUUUUCGAACGAUAUAAAUGCGUUGCCAUCGGUACACUGCAAUCAUACCGAACUUUGUCAACAUCAUCAUCAUUUACAUCAUCAUCAUAAUCCAGCAUCGUUUCAUUGUACAAAGCCACACGGAUUAAAAGUUUGUGUUGUUGGAGGUAAUCAGGUUCCAAUAACAUGCACAAGUACUCCAGUGAAUGCUAAUGCAUCGAAGCAGAGUAGUAUUGCUUCUGGAGGAAGUAUUUGCUGCAGUCCACAAAAUAUUUCCAAGAACUCACCUAAUGAUUUUACAUCAACUCCUGUUGCCAUCAAUGGUGCUAACAACAACAGUGGCUCACUUAAAGAUGGCAGAAUAUCGCCAUAUCAUCGACCUCGUUCAAGAAGUUUAUCUAGCCCCAGCCGAUCUCCAGUCAUUGACAACGAAAUCGCGAUGAUGAAUACUCUUUAUAAGGAACGCUUUCCUAAAGCAACGCAGCAAAUGGAAGAGCGUCUAAAACAUUUUAUUAAUGAAAAUAAAAGUGCAGCGUGCAAUAGUUUUCGUGAUUCUCAGCCCAUUGUUAGAUUUGUUCAUCAUCAAGUUUUAGAAAUGGCACGAGAUUGUUUGCAUAAAUCUGAAGGAAAACUCGUUACAAGACGAUAUUUCUAUGAAAUGAGUGAAAACUUAGAACGCCUUUUAUUAGAAACUAAGGAAAAAUCACCUGAAGCUGCUGUUGAACUUACAGGAGUGAUUAAGAAACUUCUUCUUAUCAUUUCACGUCCUGCUAGGCUUUUAGAAUGUCUGGAGUUCGAUCCGGAAGAGUUUUAUCAUUGGUUAGAAGCAGCUGAGGGUCAGGUAAAGGCAAUGCAAGGCAUUAAGGCAGACAUUCCACAGUAUAUAAUUCAAAAACUUGGAUUGAAUCGCCAUGCGAUUGCGGAGCUUCAACCCGAUUAUAAUGAUUCAUUUCGAGAUUGGACACCUGAAGUUGCUUGUACUCCUCCCACCGUCGCAAAUAACCACGCCAUUAUACCUAAUGUAAAAGGUGCAAACAAUCGGUCUUUUACAGAACAGAAUGACAAUGCAGCAGCAGUUGGUGUGGUUCCAGAAGUGCAAUCCAAUUCAAAAUGUGCAACAGUUAAUGUUUUGGGUGCUUCUUCAGUCUCUUUAACUACUGCAGCUAGAUCGACUACGACAAAUCCAGCCGGUCAAAUUCAGCAACAGCAGCAGCAAAAAUUAGCACAAAACAUCCCAAACGAACACGACUUUGACAUUGUAAAACUUAUUUCAAAUGGAGCUUACGGAGCUGUGUACCUUGUUAAACACAAACAGACACGACAACGUUUUGCGAUGAAAAAAAUCAACAAAAACAAUCUUAUUCUAAGAAAUCAAGUUGAACAAGUAUUUGCCGAAAGGGAUAUACUCAGUUUUGCUGAUAAUCCAUUUGUCGUUAGUAUGUAUUGCAGCUUCGAAACAAAGAAACAUCUUUGCUUGGUAAUGGAAUAUGUUGAAGGGGGUGAUUGUGCAACAUUAUUAAAAAACAUAGGUCCUCUUCCACCUGAUAUGGCUCGGUUCUAUUUUGCUGAAACCGUUUUGGCAGUUGAAUACUUACAUAGUUAUGGAAUCGUACAUCGAGAUCUAAAGCCUGAUAAUUUGCUUAUUACUGCUCUUGGUCAUAUCAAACUAACUGAUUUUGGUCUUUCGAAAAUGGGUUUAAUGUCAUUGGCAACUAAUUUAUACGAAGGCUAUAUUGAUAGUGAGACUAGACAAUUUUCUGAUAAACAAGUUUAUGGCACUCCGGAGUACAUUGCUCCUGAGGUAAUCCUCAGACAGGGCUAUGGGAAACCAGUUGAUUGGUGGUCAAUGGGUAUUAUUUUGUAUGAGUUCAUAAUCGGAUGUGUUCCAUUUUUUGGUGAAACUCCUGAAGAACUAUUUGCACAUACCGUAAACGACGAUAUUGAAUGGCCUAAUACAGACGAUUGGACAGUUCAGCCUGAAUCGAAAGAUCUUAUUACUCAGUUGCUUCAACAAAAUCCACGUGAUCGUUUAGGAACUGGUGGAGCUCACGAGGUAAAAGAGCAUUUGUAUUUUGAUGGUCUGGAUUGGAAUUCGUUGCUUAGACAGAAAGCAGAGUUUGUGCCGCAGUUAUCUAACGAAGACGAUACCAGUUAUUUUGACACCCGAAUGGAUCGUUACAAUCAUGAUUUAGGAGGAGAGGAUACUGACGACACAGACGAUGCACCCCUAUUUGGUUCUUUCAGUUCUUAUACCCCACAGUAUCGGAAGCAACAUUACUCUUGGACCCGAUUAGCAUCGAAUAACACUUCCGACGAAGGGGGCUCCGGCCGUUGCGAUGAAAGUGGUAGUGACACUGUAAGUUCGAAAAAUUCCAAGCCAUUAACAACUCCAGAACUUCGAAAUAUUGAUCUUUCAUCUCGUUGUUUAAAAGUUCCAUCGACCCCCGAUGCUGAUUAUCUCCCCGAACUAUUGAACAAAGUAUGUGGUGAAGAUGUUAGAAUAGUGAAUCAAUAUCUCCGCCAACAGUCUUUGCCUUCUUCAUCAUUUAUACAACAACAAUCUCUGUCCUCACCAUUACAAUCUGCAAUGUCAACAAACCCACAAAAUGAGAUUUGCAAUAAUCUUUCAUUAGCUGAACAAAAACCAACGACAACGGGCCCAGACAAUGUGCAAGGUCCAAGCAUUCCUAAUGAAAAUCCAACUAAGCAAAAUGUAGCUGUUACUGAAGUAAUAAAAAUAUCUGCCCGCCGUUUAGAGAAGAUGGCAUCUCUUAACAUUCCAGAGAAUCGAAAAUUGAUCGAUGCGCAUCAAGUGUCUUCUAUGGGUGCUCGCAGCACUCCUGAAUCUUCACAAACAGAUAGUGAUGAUCUUUCGCCACAAAUAUACCGUAAGCGAAAAACCAUAUAUGGCCGUGAUAUUCUUCCACGCUUUUCAAUUUCAAUUGAAGAUGAAGCAAGUGGAUCAUCAUCAGAAAAUACACAAGAUCAAUCACCACUUGCUUGCGAAUUACGUAAUGCCGAUUCUUUCAGCAACAAGCAUCGUUCGCGUUCGAUUGUUAAGUCUGCAUCGGCGCUUGGGCUCUCUUUCAUGGUUUCUAAUGAAUCGCAAAUUGCGCAACAGCUAAGUGGAGGAGUACAGUCGCCUGUUGGAAGUGGCGAAGGAGGAGGUGGCAGUUCAAGUACAGCCAGCUCAAGGGACACAUCACCGUGUCGAGAACUAUCACCUUUAGUAACAAAUCUAAAGCCACCUAUAAUAAUUCGACGAGGGCCAAGAGGAUUUGGUUUUACUGUUCAUACGAUACGUGUCUUUUAUGGCGAUACCGAUUUUUAUACAAUGCAUCAUUUAGUAAUGGCCGUUGAUGAAGGAAGUCCAGCUUUUGAAGCUGGUCUGCGGCCCGCCGACUUAAUAACACACGUAAAUGGUGAAGCUGUCCAGGGUCUAUUUCAUACUCAAGUAUUACAAUUACUUUUGAGUGGAGGUGAGCAUGUAACAGUACGUGCGACUCCGCUUGAACACACUAGCAUACAAAGCGGAGGUCGUAAACGUGAUUUGUUCCAAAGUAAAUUAGCAAAAAAAGGCGUAAAUCGACAAAAAAAGCAAAAAAAGGAGCACGAGAAAAAACGAAAAUCGUCGUUAUUUCGACGAAUAAGUAAUAAACGUGCUUCGGCUGAAAUUCAGCAGAUUGCUGCUGGUAUAUCGUCUCCAACUAUGGUAACACAAUCUCGGUCUUUUCAAUCGUUUUGCAAUCGGCCAGCUGAAGCGCCUAUACCAACCCCACCAAAUACCAGAUUGAGUCUGUCGCCAAUGGAAACACAAUUCUGUGCUUCAGCAUCCAAUUCCUCACAGUCGAGUUCACCAUCGUCUUCUUGCUCCAAUACUCCUGUAGGAAGUAGUGUUGCUGCAUCUGUUAAUGGGGCUACUGUUGUGGUUGGAUCGACUGUGGCUACGUCUGGUGCUCAACUUUACCAACGACCAUCUACACUCCAUGGACUCAAGCACAAAUUACACACCAAUGCAUGUGCCACUACAAAAAAUAUCCAUUCAAGUGCUGUUUCAGUUACGAAUCGUCGAAAGUCAGUUGGACAUAUUCCUCUUUCUCCAUUGGCACGCACACCUUCCCCAUCACCUCUUCCCUUAUCACCCACACGUUCACCUUCCCCUCUUGCAUUUCCUGUUGGACAUCAGCCAGGUGCUUCAAACACAACACAAUCUUAUAGUCCGGGUGGUCUGCCAAGUGCAAAUUUGAAUGCUGGCCAAGUUUCAGCUACUAAAAAAGGCUUCGCACGUACUAAAAGCUCCGAGCCAAGUUCACCGCUUUUGCGACGGGCAUUAUCACCCGACCGCUUGCAUCCCCGAAGUGCAGAAAAUAAAUGCACUCUCAUAUCACCCCUGUGCUGCUCACCUACUGUCAAAAAUCAACGUUCAAUUGUUGGUGCAUGGAGAUCAAAUAGUAGUGGGGCUGGUGGAGGGGUUGGAACAGUCGUGAAUUUAGGAUCGAUUGUCACUCCUGUUGCUGCAGCAGGUUUUAUUCAUCCUCAAACUUUAACUAUACAUUCUAACAGCAGCACUGUGCCACCGGUCGUAUCAAGCUCUUCCGCAUCGUCUUCAUCUGCUAUAACAUCCACUGCUGCAAUAGCUAAUGUAUCAUGCGCUGUCAACACCACCAACUCCUUGGAAAAGUACGUUGAAAAUUUUAAAUUUUUCCAAGAACCUGAUCAACAUCUGCACACCGAAUACCAAGAACAAAAACCAACACAGAGUACAGUACUUUCUUUGACAUUUCAACCACCUGGAGAAAUGCUUCCAAGAAUUGCCGAAGAAAAGGAUUCGCCAACGAAUUCAACCACCGAUACUGUUGCCGGACUGCAACAACGCGUUGAUGAAGCAACAAUUACAGAGAAGAAAACUUCAAGCUCGAAGAUAGACAAAGCACAUGUAUUAACAACAGAAAAAACUGUUUCAACCAGUUGUAGAAAUCCUCCAACUGCUCCAAUAGAAGCGGCUGCUAUUCAAACAUCACAAAUACCAAUUACAUCUUAUGGCACAUCGUCUAAUCAAAAACUUACACGAAAUUUGAGUAAUAAAAAAAAUUCGAAUGCCAAAAACAAGGAAGCACGCAAAUAGAUUUCUCUGUUCUCUCGCAAUGUUAUUAUUAUAAAUAAGAAACAUUCGUUUUUAUACAGCUUGUUUUGAAAAUAUGCAAUGUGUUUUACCUUCAAAAAAACACCUGCAAAUCAUCUCAAUCAUGUUUUGUUUUUAAAAAAAGUCAAAAUAUAAUUUUCUAAAUUCAAAAUACACGUUUUUUUGCAGUCUUUUUUUCUGAAAUUAAAAGUUCUGAAAGUUUAGCUAAUAGUUUAUGAAUAUUCGUUAAACUUAAUAUUUUAAGUUGUAACAGUUUGGUUAGCUAUAAGGUUAAUCAUGAAUUCUAUCGGUAUCGGAAACUUACGAACCCCGAAAAACCGUAUCACGAUAUCCGUUCGUAAAGCGAAAAUAUAUGAGAUUUUCACUACGAACGUUUUUGAUAAUAGUUUGUUUUCGGGAUUUAUGAGAGUUGCCGAUUACGAUAAAAUUCGUCAAAGGGCUGUAUAUCCUACAAGAUUGAGAUUUUUUGCGAGCAUUGUUUUGAAUUAUAUGAACCAGUCUUACAUACACUAUGAAUAUAAUAGACUUACUAAAUUUUCUAUCGCUCAUCUAUGAUUUUAAACUUUUAACCGGAAUACAAAAAAAAUAUAAAAAUGUACGCAGUAAUGCAAUCCAAAAUUAAUUAAAUUCAUUAUUAAUAAAAUUCAUGAAUUAAAUUAAAUUCAUGCUAAUGUUCCAAUUUUUUUAAUAGUAUACACAAUGUUGACAUAAAUAAAUGAAACUAGAAUUCAACUUUCGUCCAAUUAGAUAAACUGAAAAUAUCUAAUAUGCCAUAUUUAAAACCUUUGCAAUGCGAUAAAUAUAACUUUUUGUCUUAAUACUUCUCUCCUUUAGAUUAAAUUAAAAUAAAAUGUAUAAAUUCUUUGUAUAUACUUAAAAUAAAUGCCAGGCGUUUAUUAUACGGUCUGCUCUCACAGAGUUUGCUUUUGGAAAGUGGAAACUAAUUUUAAUUAGAAGUUAUAACAAAAUAAAAAGCUUAUGAAUGAUUAAAAUGCCUGUUCAAAAAUAAUA
Eupeodes corollae is the source of this 8585-nucleotide messenger RNA. It is a transcript of the gene dop, whose product is annotated as microtubule-associated serine/threonine-protein kinase 4. Bases 1467 to 7556 code for a protein of 2029 amino acids. The record is from RefSeq and is a predicted model, not a curated record. NCBI's taxonomy places the organism in Eukaryota, Metazoa, Arthropoda, Insecta, Diptera, Syrphidae. Gene Ontology annotation, biological process: intracellular signal transduction; peptidyl-serine phosphorylation. The transcript is spliced from 9 exons. Gene Ontology annotation, molecular function: ATP binding; magnesium ion binding; protein binding.